Molecule: messenger RNA, 3572 nt
Organism: Notothenia coriiceps (black rockcod)
Lineage: Eukaryota; Metazoa; Chordata; Actinopteri; Perciformes; Nototheniidae
Product: protein SOGA1-like
Exons: 5
Coding region: 15-1424 (469 amino acids)
Biological process (GO): regulation of autophagy
Source: RefSeq, a predicted model, not a curated record
AAAGUGUGGAGGUGAUGAAGGAGGUUGUUCUCUUCUUCUUAAUGUCUUUAACUCUCCCUCAGGUCGCCGACUCCCCCCACACCCGUGAGGCGGAGAUCAGAGUCCACCUGAAGCUGGUGGAGGAAGAGGCCAACCUGCUGAGUCGACGCAUCGUGGAGCUGGAGGUGGAGAACAGGGGGCUCCGAGCUGAGAUGGACGACAUGAAGCAAGAUUGCCCUCAGGACCUAAGUGGUGUUGGCGGUGGUUUGGGGUCAGGUCUUGGCCUAGGAGGAGCCAUGGUUCUUGGGGGCGGGGCUUCGUCUGAAAACGUCAUGGAGCUCCAGAGACACCUCCAGUUUGUGGAGGAGGAGGCGGAGCUUCUGAGGAGGUCUCUCAUCGAGAUGGAGGAACAGAACAAACUCCUGAUGAACGAGAUUAACCGCUACAAAUCUGACUUCCCGCCUCCAACGUCCUCCAUGUCGUCUAACUCAUUGGACGGGCUGCUCAACGACAGCCCGGUGCACUCCAUACAGGAAGGGGCGGUGCUUAUCAGCACAGACGCCCCCGCCCACGAGGAGGAGCUCAGACUGGCGAGGCUUCAGAUUGGAGAGCUGGGCGGGAAGGUGAAGAAGCUGCAGUACGAGAACCGAGUGCUUCUGUCUAACCUGCAGCGGUGCGAUCUGGCCUCCUACAACGCUCCUUCCUCCUCUUCCUCUUCCUACUCACUACGACUGGCUCUGGAGACGGACGCAGAGGCCGGGGACUCAGCUGAGUGCCUCCCAAGCCCGCCGCACCGCAAAGAGCCGGUGGGGGGGGAGACCGACACUCUGGAGAUGAAGGAGCGGAAAAAGAAGAUCGAGGACAACGCUGACGCAACCACCUCGCUCCCCGGGUACCUGGGGCAGAAGGACCAUGAUGCCUUGCUGGCCAUGAGGGACCAGGCUCGCUUGGUUUCCACGGCGAUACAGCUCCUGACCUCCCCCGAGUCCAACUGCCUCUCCUCUUCCCCCUCCAUCUAUCACAAGGUCUGCAGCAGCGACGCAGCGGAGUCGUGUGACCUGGAGAAACCUCACAGCCAGAUUUGCGAGCUGUCUGACCUGGCGGACCGGCCCCUGGUGGGGGCUCUGACCAGCCGGCUCCAGGCCCUCCACACGCAGCUCCAGGCCUUUGUGGAGCGGGUGGACAGCCAGGGGAAAACCCCCGCAGGUGGAAGGGACCCUCAGGUGGAAGGAGCGUCUCCUCUGCCCCCCCCCUGCUCUGGAGAGGAGCAGGAUGUACUGAACACUACUGUGGAGAAGUUUUGUGUUUGGUCAAGUGCCUUUCCAUUAGUUUGGCUGAAAACCCUCCCAAUCCCAUCUGCUGUAGUUUCUCCUCACAGUGGAGAAUGGAUUUACAAAACACGCUCAAAUCGGAAAUACCACUGCAAUUUUAUCAUUGCGUUUUAAUUUAUUCUGAUCUGUUUAUGACUCUUUUGCCUAUCCAUUCUAUAGGCACCUAACAUGAUCAGUGUAAGUUGACAAAUAGCCCCAUGUUACAUUUGUAAAUGUCCCCGCUGUGGGACUAAUAAAGGAUUUCUGAUACUAAUAUUGGUGUAUUAGAUGUAUUCAGAUUUGAGCGUCCAGUGUAACCCUCUCCACCUGAGGCCCCCCGUGUCCUCUGCAUGCUGUCCAAUGCUUCCUAACCUGGUGCAUGGAUGCUGCUUUAGGCCUCAAAUGGAGCCUGUUAGUAUGAAUUGACCUAAUAAAGUUAUCAGGAGCACAUAAAAGCACCAUUUAUUUAUAUACAUUUCUUCAUCAACAUUUCAUAAAACAUGCAGCCUGGGUUUAGUGUGAUUGAGUAAUAGAGUUACAUUUGUAUCCAUAGAUUCCCUUUUUUUCAUUUGUAGUGAAACGGAAUGCGGCAUCAUAAUUUAAACGACUGUGACAACUAUAGAAUAGAAAAGAAUAUGUUUAAAAGCACUAAAUAGGACAGUGUUGGUUUUAUUAUUUAAACCUUUAAAGGAACCUAGUUUCUGAGGUUGUCAAUUUCAGCUCUGUAGACGUCAUCAUAAGAGAUAUAUUUGUAUAAACACAACACUUAGAAAUGUACUUCAUAUUUCCAUGGCUAAAAUCCAACAUCUGUAGUCCGAAGACUAAUAUUAAACAAUCUGAGACAUUAAAAUCCAUCAAUUGUAUGCAAUAUAAUAUAUUGGUAGUGAAACCUACGUGGGUUUAUUAUUGAAAGAGGUGUCAAUACAGAUUUCUCAAAGCUGCAGAUGAGACAGUGAGCUUGCUCUAAAGAGAUUUCCAAUCAUGCUUCAUAAAUCAGAUUUCACGUCUAUAAUUUUCCUCUGGGAAAUAAUUUUUGCGUUACGGUUGAUUGUCUAUUAUUUAUGACUUAGUGUGAGCAUCUCAUUUCUAUGUAAUGGUCAAAAUGCAAUCAAAAGAAUGACAGUUAUAGUAACACAUAGGAACAGUUUUAUAAAACAGUACCCAUCCUUUUUUAUAUUUAAAAAUGUUGUCGCUAAAUUGCAACUUUUAUCCGCGUAUCAACAAAUCCCAAAAAUUAUGGAUAUUUCUGCAAUUUGCUUUACUGCCUUUACAGGGAAAAAGUAUUUCUUAUAAAUACAAAUCUAUAAUUUGGAUAAGGAUGUGAGGAAAUUGCGCUAAGUUUUAAGAGGAUACAUUUUUAUGUUUAGACUCCAUUAGAGGCCGAUACUGAGUCCCAACACCCCUCCAAUCUCUCAUUCCUUGUCCCUCUCCCCUUCCCUCCGUCCUUCCUUCUUCCCUUUUUCCUCACUGCAUGGGCACCAUAACGGUCGGUUUCUGCACUUCACUUCCAUCGCCCUCUUCCCCUUCUUUGAAACUCCUCACACCUCCUCCUCUUUGUUAUCUCCUUAACUGCUUCACUACUUCAUACUCUUGACUCCUCCUUGCUCACCUCAAAUCCCGUUCCUUCCCUUGUUCCCGCUCUUCCUUCUUUUCCUUUGUCCUUGCUUUGCUUCCCCAUCUGCACAUUUUUUUCUUUGUUCCCCUUCGCUCUGAUUCUUUAUCAUAACCGCCUUACUACUUAUUCUUUAUUUCCCCCCUCUCUCUCUUUCCCUUCCCUAACUCCCAUGACUGUUACUCCCCUGUCUUUCCUUUUCCCUACUCUUCCAUUUCCAUUUCUUCUCCUCCAGCCAUUCAUUCUGCCCUCCAUCCUCCUUUUCUUCCUUUUCUCCACUCUCUCCUUCUCCUCUUCGACCAAGCUCUUUUUUCUUUACAUCCUUUUCUUUGUCUUGUGAGAUCCAUAUCAACUGUUUUAUUUAAUUGUUUUCAUUGUCUUAAUGUUAUCAUACGGAUGGACACAAUUUUGGUUGAAUUAUUCUUAUUGUUGUGUUUUUUUGUCUUUUUUUCUUCAUUUUCUUUAUCACGACACAACGUCUCCUCCUCCCUUGUCCCUUCUUCUUUCCACUGUUUUUGUUUUAUUUUUUAUUUGUUUUUUUCUUUAUUCAUUAACCUGCCCAUGCAUGCAUGCAGCAGCCUGAUUAUAGGGACGAAUCAGAGACCAAGGUAAGAGGUCAAACUGAGGAGGACAGCCAAUCAGACAGCCAGGAGAUGCAAAAGCAGGAAGAC